CGCCCACUUCCGGUCUCCUUUCCUGGCCGGCCGUUCGCAUCUUUGCGUUCUCCCUGGGCGGCUUCCCGGCGGCGAUGCGGCGAUGUUCGUGCAGGAGGACAAGAUCUUCGCGGCGAAGGUGCUGCGGGUCCGCGUCUGCGCCCUGGACGGCACCGAGUGGCUGGAGGAGGUGCCCGAGGACGCGGCCGUGGAGCGACUCAAAGAGCGCUGCCUCAAGCGCUGUGCACCUGGCAGCCUGGAGGAUCCAAAAUGUAUAACACACCAUAAAUUGAUACAUGCAGCAUCAGAAAAGGUGCUGACCGACACAAAAACAGUCCUGGAGGAAAAUAUUGAAGACCAAGAUGUUUUAGUGCUGGUCAAGAAAAGAGCUCCACCUGCCCCUCCAAAAAUGGUGGACAUUUCUGCAGAGGAAAAACGGAAACAGGAACAGAAGGCACCUGACAAGGAGGCAAUUCUGAAGGCAACCACCAGCCUCCCGUCCCACAGUGUGGACCGCAGUGUGGCUCACCACAGUAUGAGGGAUUUCCAGACGGAGCUUCGGAAGAUCUUGGUUUCUCUCAUAGAAGUUGCCCAGAAGCUGCUAGCUUUGAACCCAGAUGCAGUUGAGCUCUUUAAGAAAGCAAAUGCCAUGCUGGAUGAAGAUGAGGACGACCGAGUGGAUGAGAUUGCCUUGCGCCAACUGACAGAAAUGGGCUUCCCAGAAAGCAGAGCAGUCAAAGCCCUUCGCUUGAACCACAUGUCUGUGACUCAGGCCAUGGAGUGGCUGAUUGAACACUCGGAUGACCCCACCGUUGAUGCCCCCCUGCCAGGUCAGUUCUCUCUGGAAAAUGCCUCAGUGGAAGGAGUGGCAGCCACCCCUGCCCAGGCGCUCGAGGGGCCCAACCAAGAAGUGGGGAGAGAAGAGCCAAAAGAUGAGCUGACAGAAAUAUUCAAGAAGAUCCGCAGGAAAAGAGAGUUCCGGCCUGAUCCGCGGGCUGUCAUUGCCUUGAUGGAGAUGGGCUUUGAUGAGAGAGAGGUGGUGGAUGCCCUCCGAGUGAACAACAACCAGCAGAAUGCAGCAUGUGAGUGGCUGUUGGGAGACCGGAAGCCCACCCCAGAAGACUUAGACAAGGGGAUAGAUCCUGCCAGCCCCCUCUUCCAAGCCAUCCUAGAAAACCCAGUGGUACAGUUGGGACUUACAAAUCCUAAAACGCUACUCGCCUUUGAAGACAUGCUUGAAAACCCUUUAAACAGCACUCAGUGGAUGAACGAUCCAGAAACUGGGCCAGUCAUGUUACAAAUUUCCCGAAUCUUCCAGACACUGAAUCGCACAUAGGAGGAGGAGGAGGAGGAGAAGAAGAAGAAAAAGAAGAAGAAGAGGAAGAAGGAGGGGGGGGAGUAAAUUUCCUUGCUUGUAUGGUCAUUUUGGACUCUUUUUGGCUCUGUGUCUCCAGAAGAACAAAAAGGGCAAAUUGUUUACCAGGAGAGAGCAGAAGUAGUGUGUUGGGUGUUCACUCUUUGCAUUUUGGGGUUUGUUGUGUCACCCACUUUUUUGUUUGCAGUUCUGGCUUACAUACGGUGUGAUUAUUAUUAUUAUUAUUAUUACACACACACACACAC
Molecule: messenger RNA, 1599 nt
Organism: Lacerta agilis (Sand lizard)
Lineage: Eukaryota; Metazoa; Chordata; Lepidosauria; Squamata; Lacertidae
Gene: UBAC1
Product: UBA domain containing 1
Exons: 10
Coding region: 83-1315 (410 amino acids)
Molecular function (GO): protein binding
Source: RefSeq, a predicted model, not a curated record